AUGACCAUUUCAAGAGGAACCAUAGACAACUCCUUCUUUGUGUCCAAAUUUGAACCAAAAAUUGUGAAGGAAGCUCUGACAGAUGAAUUUUGGAUCAAUGCCAUGCAAGAUGAACUUGCACAGUUCAAAAGAAAUGAAGUAUGGGAGCUGGUACCUAGACCAGAAGGAACGAAUAUUAUUGGUACCAAAUGGAUAUACAAGAAUAAGUCUGAUGAACAAGGAGUCAUUACCAGAAACAAAGCCAGACUUGUAGCACAAGCUCGUCAACAAAACAACAACAAUCAGUUUCAAAGAUUUCCAAACUUUGAUCUUGUACUGAUGCCUUACACAGAGUUGUUUUCUGCCCUACUGUCAAAGGGGAACAUUCAUACAAGGUCUCCACCUGUUAUUCCGAAGGAUCUUCCUUAUUGGUUUAAAGUUGAUCAGUUAUGCCCCUAUCAUCAGGGAGCGCCAGGACAUAACAUAGAAAACAGCUACGGUUUUAAGGCAGACAUCCAUAGGUUAGUAAGAAGUGGAAUGUUAUCUUUCAAAGAUACAAAUCCCAAUGUUCAAACAAAUCUAUUACCGCAACAUGGAAAUGUUUCCGUCAACAUGGUAUAUGGAUGUCCAGGAGAAUAUCGUAUCAACAACGUGCUUCACAUGAGAGGUGACUUAGUGUGA
Messenger RNA from Vicia villosa (hairy vetch), 660 nucleotides. RefSeq lists its product as uncharacterized. The record is from RefSeq and is a predicted model, not a curated record. The transcript is spliced from 2 exons. NCBI's taxonomy places the organism in Eukaryota, Viridiplantae, Streptophyta, Magnoliopsida, Fabales, Fabaceae. The coding region runs from base 1 to 660 and encodes 219 amino acids.